AUUCAUUUGAGAGAGAGACAGCAAGCAGGUGUGAAAGAGCAGGAACCAGGGGGAGCUGCAGGCAGAGGCAGAGGGAGAAGCCGACUGACUCCCCUCCAAGCAGGGAGCCUCUCAUGGGGCUCAAUCCCAGGUCCCCGGGAUCACGGCUGGAGCCGAAGUCGGACGCCUAAGCAUCCGAACCACCCAGGCGCCCCUGUGAAUUUUGGAUUUUCAGUUGGGUCAAAUUGUGAACCUAUGUCGAAUUAAUUUGGGGGGGUUCCUCUUCCUGUAUCCAGUUUUCUUUCUUCCAUUCCUCCUUUUCUUGGGUUUGUUUGGUCCUGGAUAUAUGCUUGGGUUAGGGAGUGUCUUUUUACCCUGUUCAUCUUUCUCCGUUUUUUCUUCCAGAGAGUCUCCAAUCAGCAUCAUUAGGGUUGGAGCCUCUGUCGUGGCAAUGGUCGUAUGGUUUCAGGUGUCCUGGCGUAAGUCAGGGUGUGAAUUGAUACCCUCACUGUGCCACAGGGGUGCCACGGAUGUUUCCCCCACGACCCUGAGGAUGGCGAUCUUGUGCCAAACAGGUUUAGGCAGUGGGGUGGUAAGUGAAAGAGCACAGGACCCACAGCGCAGACGUUGAUAAAGCCAAAGCAUCUUCUGCUACAGCCCUACCUUCUCUCAGUGUGGACGGCUUCCCCUCCCCCCUUUUCCCACUCUACCGAUUCCCUCAGGAGACUAUUUCAUUUCUAGCCCCAUAAAGUCAUGGGUUUUUGUUUCUGUCUCCAGCUAUUCAGACGUGGUGCACAUGUUCUGGGUGUUUAUGGGGAAAGGGAGCUGGGUGGGUCGGCCCCACAGAUGACUGUCCUCUUCCUGCGGGCAUGCCAGUCCAUCUCCCCAGUGUUGGAGUCCACAGCCAGGAAGGUCAUUUUGUCCAUGGCCAGAGUGGGAGCCUCAAGGCCCUGGAUCCAGAGAUGAGUCCCUGGACGCGCUGGGAAGCAACAACACUAAGAGAAAGCAAGUGUGUGGAGGAGGGGUUUUGCACUGGGAGAGAGGUGGAGCACCAAACGGCCGACCCUCCACUUUUGUGUUUCUCAUCAGCUCCUGGGCCCUGGGCUGCCAUGGAUGUGCGCCUCCAAACCCUGAGGGCUCCGGGGGACACACGGUAACGGGGAGAGGAGCGGCAGCUGGGGAGAUGGGCAAGGCCACUCGCGUUGCCUGACCCACAGUGACUCAGGAGGCAGCCAGGGAGCCAUUCUUACAUCUCCCUGGGGUCGUGGCCCCCUUCCUUUCCACCCACAACACAGAGGGUCAUCCCCAGGACGGUGCGUGGGGUGCGCUCUCCCCACCCGGAUCUGUCUGUCUGCCCCAAGCACUGGCCCAACACCCAGUCGGUGGAACUCAAGCACCCCAGUCAGCAGGUCGUGGGGUUGCCGACCUCAGCGGGGAGCCUUGGAGACCGAUACAGGCCAGAUGGAGGUCACACUGAUGGCACCUCCCUCCUAGGUACAGUCAAGUCGCAUCUGUACUCAACUUGUUGGCAAGGAUGGGACAUUGGUUUGGAAACGGAUGGCGACCUCCUUUGGAGCUAACAGAACACGAGCUAACACACAAGCUGGCCCGCAGUUGCCAGUUCCCUCCCAGAUCGUGAUUGUCCCCUCUGAAGCCAGUUAGGAAGCCAAGGAGCACGUCAAGCUGACCCCGUGUCCUCAGUUAAGGUGGGGCCACCCUGUUUGUGAUGUCACUUGCUUUUAUUCAGCUUCUCCUCAGUUCCCUGACGAGAGAGAGAUUCCUGCUCUAGGCUUGUAGGGAUCCCUUGACACCUGACAGAUGUGACUGGCAGCAGUUGACUAGUCACAUAUUCUCACAGUUCAAGGGAGGAGGAUACCACACACUGUGCAGGGCUGCACAGGAAUUGCACUUGGGAACAGAGGGAACAAGCAGGGGCUUGGAAGGCAAGACUUUGUCCUAACAAGAAGGUGGGGCAAGUCCUGGUUCCCUUGGGAGGGUAUGAGUGGCUUGCUUGAAGAAUUCAGUGGGCUUCUAGGGAACUGAACGCUGCUCCCCCAAAUCAACAGGCACUAUGUCUGGUCCCUGUGAUGAGAAGGGUUUUUGCUUAGGAGACCUUACGUGUGAGGGAGGAGGGAGAGGAGAACUUGCAUUAGGCUGUUUCCGUCCCUCCUUGAUUGUCCCUGGUGUGAAGACAGCCCUUAAUAUGGAAUCUUCAUUUCAGGCCUUAUGCCCCAAGAGGUUAUGAAAAUGUCAGCCUUCUUACAACUACUAAUGGCAUUUCACAGUGAAACAGUAUACAGAAGAAACAUGUAAAAGUUGUAUUGCUGUAUGCUAGCAACGAACAUGUGGGCUCCACUAUCAAACAUACGUUCACAAUUACUAGUAAAACUAUACUUAGGGAUCAAUCGAACAAAGCAUGUCCAGCACUCGCAUGCCCACAGCCGUUAGCACUGAUAGAGGAAAUCGGAGAUAUAAAUAAAUGCAGAGAUAUACCAUGUUUGUGAAUUGGAAGCCUAAGCAUAGUGAAGAUGUUCAUUCUGCCCAGAUUGAUAGAUCGAUUUAAUGCAAUUCCUGUCAAAACCCAGUCAGGGUUUGUUUUCUUUUGUAGAUUGAUAGACAAGAUGAUUCUAAAGUGUAUGUGGAUAGACAGAGGAAUGAAGAGUAGUUUCAGAAACAAUUUUGAAAAUAAUAAUAAAGUGGGAACAUGCAGUCUACCCAGUUUCAGAACUUCUGCGAUAGUUUUACUAAGGACGAUUGUGUGGUAUCUGCAGAAGGACAGACACAGAUCAAUAGAACAGAACAAAGAACCCAGAAAGAGUCCCCACAAAUACGCUCAACUGAGUUUUGAAAAGGGAGCCAAAGCACUUCAGUGGGGGGAAAGCUGGCCUUGCGACAGACUACAGCCAUUUCAAGCUUGUGAUGAACACACAGACGCCAGACUCAGAAAACAGCACCAGGAGCGAAGGAAGACGGGGCUUUGACGGCGGUCCCGCCAGGUGGUGACGGGAAAGGAGGGGUAGACGGUGCCCAGGGCUCUGUGGGCGGGGCCAGAGGAGGCACCCAAGGGGCGCGUCCGCGGGCCGAGCGGGCGGGAAGCUGUCCAAUCAGCGUCUGGGCAGAAGCGCCAAUGAGCGGGAAGGUUGUUGGGCGGUUGACGUGAGCGGCGGGUCUGAGCCCCGGCAGCUGAGCGCGGCGGAAGCGAGCCCUCCUUCCCUCUCCGAGGCUGGCUCGUCCCCCCAGCGCCCGGGGACCCGGUUUCGUUGUUCUCGGUGGGGACAGCACCCCGGAACCUCCACGGCCAUGGGCGCUCGUCCGAGGACGGCCUCUUUCAGCUCCUGUUCGUCCUCCUCGACAGACCCAGACGACGAGGGAGUGCGCGGCCCUUGCGAAGAUGCUUCUCCGUGCAGAGAACCAUCCGUUGAGACCUUCUGACGAGAUCAAGAAAGACAGAGGAACACAGCCUACACCUGGAGGGUCGGGAGCUUGGAAAGCAAUCUCAGAGCCGGUGAUGGCGAUCUCUUCAGAAACUCAGCCUCGCCAGUGCCCUUGGCGGCUCGAAGUCCUCUGCCCUGUUUCUUAUAUUGCACAUAUGAGUGAAACCAUUUGAUAUUUGACUUUCUCGGAUUGACUUAUUUCGCUCAGCAUAAUACCCUCCAGUUCCAUCCGUGUGCAUGUAAAUGGAAUAGAAGGAGGAAUUCACAACAAAAGAAAGAACCGGAGGAUGUACUCUCUGCCAUAGAUCUAAUUGAUAUGGACACAAUUGAGCUGAGCCUAAACCAAGAGUUGGCCGUUCAACUGACUGAGCCACCCAGCUGCCCCUCCAUUUGGUUGAAAUGAGAGAGACACAGUGAGAGAUGGAACACAAGCAGGCUUCCCGAGGAGCAGGGAGCCCGAAGCGGGGCUCGAACCCAGGACCCUGGGAUCAUGACCUGAGCCAAAGGCAGAGGCUUAACGACUGAGCCACCCGGGUGCCCCCGUCAUUUUAUUUUAUAUUCCUCUUAUUUUGGGGGGUGAAGUUGAAGAUCGUUUUUAUAUGUUUAAGAGCCAUUUAUAUUAUCUUUUACAGUGAACUGUCUGGUCAAGUAAGGAAUUCCUUUCUUGACCUUAGUAAAAUGAUAGUAACACUGUUAGGCUCUGAAGUCCUUUCUAUCAAGGCAGUGAAGGGAUUUGAGAUGGGAGGGUGACUUAGUCAGAUUGAGAAAGUGACCAAAUGACCACAGUCCUUGGGCAUGCAGGGAAUCCUCACCCUAAAGAUGGAGCCUAUGGGUAGAUUCUGUAAGAAAUGGAAAGAAAGUGCAAAGUGGUGGUUCCUGAGAAUAAGGACAUGGACCUUACUUGGAGCUGAGGGUGAACCCAGGCAUCAGGGAGAUGGGGCCAGGCCUGGCUAAGAGGCCUGAAAUCCUCUCUCCCAGGCUCCUGAGGCAGCUUUCCUAACCAGGGCUACAGAGGUGGGAACCCAAGUUGGGGCCCUGGGAGCUAGACGCCCCAGGCAGGGUGUCAGCCGGCCUUCCUUCCUUCUUCCUCUGCAUGGGCUGGCAUCUCCAGACCGGACCCCCUAGGAGAGGGCUUCCCAGGCAACAUGUGGUGAGCAUCUUUAAAGUUUUGUUCCAAUAAUCUCUCUGUUGUGGACGAUAUUCUAUAACAUACAUGAAAAAUGAUUUCCUAGAAAGAUAAAAUGCAAGAGACACAUCAAAUAGAAGCUCAAGUUAUUUAUGAGGAGAAUCAAUAGACGUAGAAUUCCUAUGUCACAUUGCAGUAAGUUUCUAAAUGCUACUGAAAUUUUGUUCUUAAAGUAGUUAUACUUUAAACAACAGGGCUUUAGAACAGAUAUUAUCUUCCAUUUCCCCCACUUAGAACAGAUACUGUUUUCCAUUUUCCCCCCUUUUAUUCCUCAUCGCCUUCACUCCAGCUCCCCAACCCACAGCUGAACCAGUCCAUUUAUUCGGCAACGUUUGCUCAUGCCUUCCCCUCCCGCAGACGGUCUAUGAGGCCACUUUAUAAACAGGGGCUCUUACCCACACAGGAUGGAGAGGAAGGGAACGUGGUGGAAAUACGGCUUUUCUUUUCUUUUUUUUUUUUUUUUUUUGCUUUGACAUUUAUCUGCCCCAUUUCCUGACCCCAGAAUCUUAUUUUCGUCAUGAUCUCGCAUUGUUGAGUUUUCACAGAGUCUUGAGAGGCUUACACCUAACCAAGAGAAAGUACAUUUCCAAGAGGAACAUUUAGAUCUGAUUUUUCAUGUAAAACCCUUGUCUUUCUUAUGUAAAAUUAUGGGACUUUUUUUUUUUUUAAGAUGGUUAAUUCCACCAUCAAGUAGAUUGUACUUACUUGAGUUCAAACAGCUUUUUAAAAAAAAAAAACUGGGUGUUACACGCAAAUCAUGAAUCAUGGAACGCUGUAUCAAAAACUACUGAAGCACUAUAUGGUGAUUAACAUAACCGAAAACAAAAAACAAGAGAAUGUGAAAGUCACUCUUUCUCCCAUGAAGUCCACAGAUAAACCGCUGACCCCAAAGAAGAGCAGAAGAGUCCUCAUUGGCUCUUCUCCUGGGCUGGGCUCUGCAGGGAUGAUUUCCAACCUGACUGAGCGAUAGCUUGUCUCUGUCUCUCGGGAUAUUUUGCUCGAGUCCAUGGCAUCAGCCAGCUGCUGAAGGCAUUUCUACGGAAGACAGAAUGUCAUUAUCAAAUUCUAAAUCUUGGGGCUGGGGUAGAUACCACCUUCUGGAGAUUAAAGGUAAAUGAAAAUUCCCCUUCUUCUUUCCCGAAUUGUUUCAUUCGUGAAGGUGCCCGCCUGGUUCAAAAAUGUUAAAAAUAUAUUCAGAAGGAAUGCAGUGACUGCCUGUCUCGCGCCCCUGUCCCCAGCUGCUUGCACCUGCUGCCACCCUCAGCCACAUACGUGAUGUCCCCAGGGCCUCGCUGAAGGAUAGGUGCCUGGCUUCCCAUCCUUUGCUGUUGCAACAGGGGUUAUGAUAAAAAAAAGUCCUUGUAGACAUGUCCUCAGCACGUGUGGAAGAGCCCUGCCAGUGGAAUUGUGAGACCCAGAGCCCCUGCAUCUGCCAUAUUGACGAUAAGGAAGAGGUUUCCUUUUUUAUUAUGUUAUGUUACUCACCAUUCAUUACACCAUUAGUUUUUGAUGUAGCGUUCCGUGAUUCAUUGUUUGUGCAUCACACCCAGUGCUCCGUGCAGAACGUGCCUUCCCCAAUAUCCAUCACCAGGCUACACCAUCCUCUCACCUCGCUCUCCUCUAGAACCCUCAGUUUGUUUUUCAGAGUCCAUAGUCUCUCAUGGUUCAUCUCCCCCUCCCAUUUCCCCACCUUCAUUCUUCCCCUCCUGCUAUCUUCUUUUUUUUUUAAACAUAUAAUGUAUUAUUUCUUUCAGACGUACAGAUCUGUGAUGCAACAGUCUUACACAAUUCACAGCGCUCACCAUAGCACAUACCCUCCCCAAUGCCUUAUCACCCAGCCACCCCAUCCCUCCCACCCCCCACCACUCCAGCAACCCUGAGUUUGUUUCCUGAGAUUAAGAAUUCUUCGUAUCAGUGAGGUCAUACGAUACAUGUCUUUCUCUGAUUGACUGAUUUCGCUCAGCAUAACACCCUCCAGUUCCAUCCAUGUCUGAUAACGAUGAUUUUAUGGUCGUCAUGACAGUGUCCUCGGUACGGUUUGAGGAUGUGCAAGGCUGGGUGAUGGUGAUAUGAAACAAAGGCCUUUUGUAGCUGUUCCCUGAUUUGGUCCCUCACCUGCUCUGUUAGGGGGCAAGAACAGGUGUAUGUAACUACGCUCAUUGACGGGAAAGGCGACGGGUCUGGUUAGUGGCAGAACCAGGACAAUAGGACUGCAGCUCCUGCAAGUCCGGGUUCCUUCCCUGUUCUCUACACAGGGCCUUGUGCUUGUUCAGGGGAAUCUUUGCGGUCUGUCGAUUCACGGUGUGUGUGUACCUCAGGCCCCACGUCUGUGUCCCGUGUCAUAAGUCAUAAAGGCACAGCCACGGCGCUUACUAGGGCAGGUCCUGCUGGGAGAGUCUCCCGUGUAUGUAUUUCCUCAGGAAUCCUCACAACCCCGUGAGGUGCUAUCACUUUCUCUACUGUGCAGACGAGGAACGCUUGGCCCGGGGAGGUGAGUGACUUCCAGCGCCUCACAGCAGACACGUGGUGGAGCUGGGAUCGGAAGCCCAUUCCCCGGCUCCAGAGUGCCGGCCCUUUCCCCCCACCGUGCUCUCCUCUCACAGAAAAAGUAGUAGUACCACAAGCUGGUGCUCGCCCUCACAGUGUGGGGUGCUUUGUGAUAUUUGCUCUUGUAUCCUAUUUGAUCCCCUAAAUGCUGGUUCCCCCCCCGCCCCCCCCCCACAGUGGUUUCCUGACCCUCCCUAAUCUGUCUCAGUCUGGGUUUUGGAAAAGUCUGUUAGGUUCUACUUCCCCAGCACCUCUCAGUGCGUCCCCACCUCUCAGUGUCCAUCCCCGUGGCGGCUGCCCCAGUUCAGGCUCCCCAUGACUUCUUCCCUGGACCUUCUUCCUGGAUGGCUGUGAGAUCCUCCUAACUUUUGUCCUCCGUCCGUUCUCCAUGCGGAGACCAAAGUCACCUAAAAAAUACAUUUCUGACCAUAGUGUUCGUAAUUUAAGGCGCUAAGUCCACCUUUGCUGUUUGGGGCCUAGUGUUCAGUCCAUGAAGAUGGUCGGUCAAUGUAUGAGGGAAUGCAGAAUUAGAAAACGUACUGUGUAUUUGUCCUCAGGAUGAAGAUCUUCUCCCAGGUAAGUAUUCUGAGGUCGACUUUCCAAUGAUAGUCACGAGAAAGCCGCACAGCACCACCGAACCUCACUGUGGGGUUGCUCACAAGGUCCUCGAUCUUGGGACGAGCACGUGGCCCUGCAAUGCUCUAUGAAUGGAGAACACACAGGAUGGACGUGCCAUGCACACACGUGCUUUGGUCAGACUGAACUCCCCUUUUGACCCCACUAUUGGGGAAAAAAAGAAGCAAAAGCUGUGGAAAACUCACACUUUCAUAUGUCUGCCAGCCUAAAGAGUAGGUCCAGUACAGCCACCUGCCCCAAAGACGUUGAAAGAUGUGCCCCAGAUAACGGGGCACAUGACAGUCACCUGCAGGAGCUCUCAGAACCACCCGUCGUUCCUGUUGCAGCAGCCUGAUGGUCUACCAAUUCCGGUCUGUUCUGUCAUUUCAUAAUCGAUCAUGUUUCCUGUCAAGCAUUAAAGCAGCCCCAAAGAAACCUGGAGAAGAAUCGGCUCCCAAAUCCAAAGGGAGAAAGGCUUUUUCAAAAGCUAUUCAAAAUUAAACUAAAAGUCGUCCCAAGGCGUUUCCACAAUUCUUUCCUCGCAGUUCCCAAUUUCUCAAUGUCAAGGUCUUGGGCAGUCCGGUCCACAGGGGCCCGGCUUUGGAGACAGCGGCACCUCUACAGUGCCUGGAUGGACGCCCGAACCUCGUAGGCGGAUCCGAUGGGCUCUGAUGGCCCCUUACUUAUUUAGUGCCAUGAGGCACUGGGAGGUGGAGGGUCUACAGCGGCGGGGCGACCCGGAAAGCCUGAGGCCAUCGCCCGCAGAGCACAGCGUCCGCUCGGCCUGGGGCUCACUGGUUCCCGGAGUUUUCAGCCAGGGCAAAGCCCGGGGGAGGGCAGGGGAAGGCUCGGGUCCAGUGCGCCGAGGGCGAUGCUGGGUGGGGCCUGGACAGAGGGCGACGGGGACAGCCGACCCACCCAGCUGCUCCCCAGGGGCUCGGGCAGCGGCACCGAGCCGGGCUCCAGGUCUUGGCGUGGCGCAGCCCCAGGCCCAGACCCCGAGGCCUGAUGUGGGGCGGCGGCAAGGGACAGAGCGCGCGACCAGGAGAGCAGCCGGCCCUCCCGCGCCCGAGCCUGGUCUGGGCUCCUGCCGAUCCGGAUCGACGCGCUCGCCUGCCCACGGUCUGGUUGGUCAGCUGCUUCAUGCAGCUGGAUUGCUUCUUGCUGGCGGCGGCGGCGGGGGCCGGCACGGCCAGGGCCGGGCAGCUCGAGGAAUCGCCCGGGGGGAGGGGGGCCGACGUCGCUUCAUGUCCACCCGAGGCGGCAGUGGAAGCGGCUGUGGGCCCGGCGCCCCCCCCCUCGCCGCCUCUCAUCCAGUGGCGCGGCAGGUCGGGGCCUUGGGAGGCCAGACCCGGGACGCGGUACCCAGCCCGUCCUCCACCCAGGGCGGGAACCCCGGGGCCGCCCUGUGCAGGGCCCGGAGGCCCCCUCUCGGGCACCGCCACCGCCGCCCGCGACCCCCUGCCGGGUCCAGCCGCACACCUCCGCGAGGCAGCGGAUGCGCGCAGCGCACGGAGCCACCGGUGAACCGCCAAACCCCGGUGUGGGACGCACUGUCCCCGCAGAGCUGGCAGGGCACGGAAGGACGGAACACUCUGGAGCCUCUGGAGGCUGGAAAUGCCCAAAGUCUCCUUGAGGGCCGUGCCUCUGCGCAGGUGUAGAUAUUUGUCAAAUGCACCUAGGAUCUGCUCUCCUAGGUGAAUGGAUGCAUUGCAUGCAUUGCAUGCAUUGCAUGCAUUUCCUGGGGGAAAGUCCAGGGCCAGAUGCAUUUUCUGUGGGCGGGCACCUGGGGGCAGUCAGGCAGGAGCACUCGCUAGGGGCCCACCCAGGACAGCCAGGAAGCGGGGAACAGGGGAAGGGGCCCAGCCCUGCGUGGGAAGUCGUGGGGCUGAGCGUCUGGGACCGGGACCGGUGGCCAGAGUCGGCCCUGGGAAGGCCCAAGGUCUCGGGCUUUCCUAGCAACGUGGCCUGCGCAGGGGAGGCGCGUGCCGGGCCCGCGCAGGCGUUGCCUAGAAACGCCUGUUGUCUUCUGAUUCUUAGCCUGGCGCAAGCAGGCGUUCUGGGACACUUGGCGGGGUAGUCCGACUGCGCUGGACGCUUUUCCACAGCGGACCGCGACAGUUAUAUGACCCGCGAAGAUGUGCUCCUGGGUUGGUGGCCUGGGCUCUGGCCUAGGCCAUUCCCAGGGAGGAGUGGAUGGCAGUGAGACUUCCUUGACCGGCUCCAACUCGGAUCUCACCAUGGACUUUGGUGAUGUCAUAUCAUCUCAGACAGAAAUCAAUAGACUCCUCAAUGAGAUCCAAAGACUGGAGGCUGAUCUUACACUUUGGAAACAUUUGUCCAAGGGACCGAAUAGCUCAGACUCCAAUGCCAUCUGGAAACUGAAGAGCACCAUCAGGGACCUAGAAGAGAGGCGGAUGAGGGAGAUCGAGGAACAUCAACUCGGAGUUGCGAUACUGCACAGUGUCCAUCAAGAAAAACUGGCCGACAUCACUGACAGGCACCGCAAACAACUCCUCGAGUAUGAAAGACGGAUAGAAGACCUGCAACAUCAAGAGUCUGCCAGUCAUGGGAAAGAUGACUUACUUCAAGAAAGGGAAACUGAGCUUAGAAGGUUGAAGCAACAACUUGCAGAAAUGGAGCGGCUGAAUGACCGUUUAAACAACGUUGCUUCUGAUCUCAGAGCAGAAAACCAAAAGUUGGUUUUGGCGCUCCAGGAUGUAAGACAUCAGCUGGAAGAAUCUAUUCUCCGGAACAACGAGGAUUCUCUGGAAAACAACACUGCUGUGAGGGCUUUAAAAAUAGAAAAAGGACGGUUAAUAGCAAAAUUGGCUCGGGCGGAAAAGAAGCUGUUGGAGGAAACAAACAAGGAUGAGCAAACUAUCAAAGAAUUGUCCCCUUUAGAGCAUGUGCAUUGCAUUCAACACAGUCAAGAGAAAGACCUGGAAAUAGUACACCUCAAAAAGAGGAUCGAGCAGAUGGACGCCGACCAUACAGAAACGAAGGAAAUGCUGUCCUCUGCUCUGGAGGAGCAGAAGCGAUUGACACAACUCGUUAAAGAGAAAGAGAUGUAUAUUGAAGAACUUACAGGAAGUCCAGAGCUUCAGGAGGAAUUCGGUCAGUCUACCCAAACCUUCAGAAGUAAUGACAUUUCCCAGCCAUCCGUGGAGGACAAAGACAGGUGUCUCCCAUCCGUGACAGGCGAAAAUCCUCAUCUGAGAGAAGAACUGGAGAGCCUAGGACAACAGAGUCGCUCUGUUCCUGCGCUCGACCCUAAAAUCCUAGACGAGAUCGUAGAACUGGAGUGUGAGGUGUUUCAACUCCAGGAGUUAAAGGAUGAUCUCGAGGAGGAAAUCAGAGAGCAGCAGAAGAUCAUUCACAACCAGCAGCAGGGGAAGAUAGGACUGCUUCAUUCUUUACAAGAGCAGAAGCAGAAAGUGGAGCAGCUCCAAUACCGGCAGGAGCAGAUGAAUAUUGAACACGCUCAGCUCCUUUCAGCGAAAGACGAGGAGAUUCAGCAUUUGCAGGACACGAUAGAACAAAUGAAAGCCCGGUUGCCUGACAAAAGCCAGCACAUUCCGACAGAAGACUGUGAUGAUGUGGAAGUCCCAACCAGUCAGCCUCUUCCCAGACAAAACGCAAGUGAAAAGCUUGAUUCACGUGAAGCCGAAACUCAAAGAUCAGUCCUAGGAAUCAAAGAACACGAACUGGAGAUGAAGCUUCUAACUGAACAGAACAUCCGACUGACGGAACAGAUGGAUCGGCUCUCCAAAGAGGAGAUUGGUAAACUAACUCAGAUUAUCCAGCAGAAAGACUUGGAGAUUCAGGGUCUUUCCAGCAGGAUCUCUGCGGCUUCUCACAGCCAGAACGGGGACGUGGAGCGACUUCAGCGGCAAUUGCAAGAGUACGCUUGGAAAAGCGAACAGGUCUUGGCGGUCUUAAAUGAGAAAACGAGGGAGAACAGCAAUCUGAGGACAGAGUAUGACAAAAUGGCGGAUAGGAUGGCUGCCACAGAAGCAGACCUCCGGCGGAUGCAAGAGGAAAAUCAAAAACUGUCCACUAGAAUGGACAGUAGUGGUCAGGAGAUGUUUAGAGAAACGAUUCAGAAUUUAUCACACAUCGUUCGAGAAAAAGACCUCGAAGUGGAUGCGUUAAGUCAGAAAUGUCAGACUUUAUUGACACUCCUGCAACCCUCCAGCCCUGGUAAUGAGGUUCGAGGCGUUCAUAUGGAUCAGUUCAAGCAGCUUCUACAGGAACGGGACACAUUAAAACAGCGAGUGAAGAUCAUGGAAGAGUGGAAACAGCAGGUGAUGACCACAGUCCAAAAUAUGAAGCGUGAGUCACCCCAGCUUGAGAGAGAGCUGGCACAACUCCAGGCGCGGGCUUUCACCAGCAGCGAGAAGGAUUCUGAACUACCGACGACCUCUAGUGACCUGAUGCAGACGUACAAAGGCAAUGAAAUAAAAUUACAACAUUUAGAGAAGGAACUGGCACAAAUUCAGCUCAGCAUCGGGGAGCUUUGCAAUGCCAAGGAUCUCCUUCUAGGGAAACUGGACGUGAUUUUCCUCGAGCCCUCCCCCGACUGCUCAGAGUCAGCGGACUCUCUGGAGCCCGUGAAAUCUGACAGAGUGGGUGAGGCUUCUGAGUUGCUCCAAGUGGAGGUAGAAGAGCUGAGAAAAUCAAUGCAAGAAAAAGAUAGGAUGAUUCGAACCCUCCAGGAAGAUAAGCAGAGAUGGACUGAUUCAGUGGCUGCCACGUGGGAAGGAGAAGGCCCAGAACAGGAACACAGGGAUUCCGACAUCGAGCAGCUGAAGGAGAAACAGGCCGUUCUACAAAACUUCAUUCGGGAUCAGGAGCUCCGAAUCCAAGCGAAAAGUGAGGACUUGCUUUCUUUGCAGGAGAACUUCCGUAGCCAAGUGAGUGAAAAUGAACUUUUGAGGCAGACGGUCACCAAUCUGAAGGAGAGAAUAGCAGAGUUGGAAAUGGAUGUGUGUCAACCGAGAGAGGAAAAUGCAAAAGUCGAGGAAAACUCUCGAGAAAAGGCAGUGGGAGAUGAGGCACUGCAAGAGACAGAUAGGCUGCUUUCAGUGAUGCGGAGAGAGGAGGAAUCCCAGGGUGCUGCGAUGAAAGAGAAGGCACUUGCUUUGGAGCAACUAUCGCAAGAGAGAGAAGAGCACGAGACCGGGGUAUUGAACCGGCCGGUCAGUGCAGUUCCAUCAAUGCAGGGAAAGACAGUUCUGUGCCAACAGGGGAGAGAUGAAGUCCUGUUGGCCCUGACACAGAAACAAAUGGAAACCUGUGCCCUCCAGAAGGAGGUUCGCCAUUUACGUGAGAGCGAAUUACGCCUAACCCAGGAGCUGGAGAGACGGCGACACCUCGCUCUAGAAGCCGAAGACGCUCAUCGCCGGGAAGCUCUGGCCUCAGAAGACAAAGUGGCUCAACUCAGGAAGGAAGUGACGGUCUUGCAGGGAAGACUCGUUUUGUCUUCCACUGCCAUGGAAAAUGCCAGCCGAGGAGCCAGUCUGCAGGUAGAGUCGCUGCAGGAGCAACUGCACGUGGUGACCCAGCAGAAAGAGGACACUGCGCUCCAGCUUGCUGCCUCGCAGGAAGAAGGAAGGCAGUAUGGUCACAUCCUAGCUGACCUCAAGUUGGAACUCGCCGAAUGGAUGGAAAAGGCAGACAGCCUCGAAGGAAAACUGAAGUCAUUGCAGGGACGAUUACAUAAAACAAAUGCUGACUUGGAGCUGAAGGAAGACCAACUCCAAGAAUUCCAGAAACAGAAUGAGGUCCAGCAGGAAAUCCUGGAGGACACACAGAAGAAACUGAUGAACUUAGUCAGUAAGUCCGAAGGAAUGGUGGACAAAACCCUACUAAGGAGACUCUUCCUGGGAUCUUUCCAAGCCCCUGACGCUGAACGGCAGGAAGCCUUAAGGUUGAUGGGAAGCAUGCUGGGGAUCCGAGAAGACCAGAUGCGGCAGCUGUUCAGUGAAGGGCCAGGUGGUGGUACCAGCUGGAUGAGUCGGGGGCCUGGAUCCAAAAGCGCCCCCAACACACAUGUGAAGCCAAAUCACCGACCUAUGGCCAAGAAUUCUUUUUCAGGGCUUUUCGUCCAGUUUCUAGAAGCGGAAUCUCAUUCAGCUUUGCCACCACCAAAGCCCUCUGCUCAUGACGUGAAGCCCCCAGAUCCCGGAGGAAGGGGAAAACUGGCUAUGAAACAAGGCCCAGCACGUCUGAACACUACCCUAGCAUCCACAUCCCGGAAAAAAGAUGUGAAGCCCCGCACCACAACGGUGUCUCUUAUUACCCCACCUGGACCGGAAGCGGAUGGAUCGGAGCACCUUCUUCUAAAUGCCGUCACUGAUGCUUUGCCCACGUACGCACCCCAAAUACUGUCACCUGCGGAGAAGGUUGGAAUGGCGGCCAAAGGCCUCUCAAAGAAAUAGAGGAUUCUCAAGCCAGAGAUGAGACAGUGCUCGGAAGACCCCAAGUCACUCUGUGUGUUUACCUAAUCCCAAAAUGUCCUUUUGCAAAACGUAAUAUAUUUGCAGUCUUGCUUUCAGCUUAAUAAAAAUAUUCUUUUAUGAGUUAACAAAAAAAGGCAUCUUUUAAUGACUGCAGAGGUAUUCACCAAACUGAAAAUGGUGGGUAUUUCUUAUGAGAGUAGACACUGGUGGGGUUGGGGGCUGCGGUCAAUGGUACUUCCAGUAUUGUUUGUAAUGCUUUGAUGUUUUCAUAAGGAGCAUGUAUAUACAUAUACCUUUGGUAAGGAAAACAUCCACUCGUUUUAAUGUUCCCAACUUAUCAAAUACAUGAGCACCCACGCCUUGUUGGAGAAACUGGGUGUAUAGCAUGAAAGUUUAAGAUGAAUACAUUUUUUUAAAAAAUGCGAGUUUGAUUUUCCCAGUUAUGUCCCAUUUCUCUUUCUCCUUUUUUAUUUUUAAUUGUUUUUUCCAUUUCAUUUUAUGUUGCCUGGGAAUCUACUUCAUGGGUAACCUGAUUUAUCUCAGGCCUUUAGAAAUAUAUGUAUAUUUGUCUUUUUGGGCGUAUAGUAUUCUAUGACUUGCUUUUAAAAAAAAAAAAUCACUCUGCCUUCGAGAUCUUUACAAAUGUGAAUGAAUUCCAAUUCAUUCUUUAAAAGGAAAUGCAGGCCUUUGUGGAUAUACCCUAAAUUACCGAACUAGCUCCUACUGAUCAGUAUUUAAUCAGUUUUUACUUCAAAUGUCCAUGGUCAACUCCCUUGUUCCUUUCCUCAGAAGCCACUCCAAAUCUUCGUUUGCAGUGCCAGGCUCAUUACUCCACUAUACUCUGGAAACCAUCCACUCAAACUUCUUUUCUUCUCCUUCUCCUUCUCCUUCUCCUCCUUCUCCUUCUCCUUCUCCUUCUCCUUCUCCUUCUCCUUCUUCUCCUUCUCCUUCUCCUUCUCCUUCUCCUUCUUCUUCCUUCUCCCUCUUCUUCUUCUUCUUCUUCUUCUUCUUCUUCUUCUUCUUCUUCUUCUUCUUCUUCUUCUUUUUAACGAUUUUAUUUAUUUAUUUGACAGAGCAGGAGAGCACAGGCAGGGCGGGUGGCAGAGGGCGAAGGAGAAGCAGGCCCCUUGCUGAGCAGGGAGCCUGAUGUGGUGCUUGAUUCCCGGGUCACUGAGAUCAUGACCUGAACCAAAGGCAGACGCUAAACUGACUGAGCCACCCAGGCGCCUCCCAUUCAGACUUCUUGAAAGAUCUCAUUCCAUUAAUUUUCCAUUGUGCUGUAUCUUCAGCCUGCCAAAUAUCUUAAAUCCUUCCCUCCCUUUCUGUUGCCAGUGCUCUGGUUCACCCAUUCCUGUCUCUUGCACAGACUAGUGCAGUAGACUGCCUACUGAUCUUGCUGGUUCCACACUCGGCCUCCUUUGAAUCCAUUCUCCAUGCUGCUGUCAGGGCGAACUGAGACGAAAAUCUGAUGUCACUUCCCUGCUGCCAUUAUUUGUGGGUUCCCUCAUUGCUUGGAGUUCGACCUUUAGGAGACCAUCCAAGCCCUUGCUUUUGCAGCCUUCCCUCCUGCGCAUCAUUCACAUACAGGCUGCCCUUUAGCCGCAGGGAAUUCUUACAAGCCCCCAAUAGAUUCUUAUCCAAAGAACUUCAAGUGCAUGAGCCUCAUCGUUGUGCCUUGCCAAAGGUACAAAGCAGAAGGAUUUCAUUUUUCUCCUCUUCACCCGUUGGUAAAGGGAGUGAUUCCCACCCUAAAGUUAUGGGAUGUCCGGAUGCUGAACAGAUGAGCUCGACACUAAUUUAUUACCCAUGUCUACUCGUGGCCCACACCAUGCAGGGCCACAAGGGGGUUUUACCUGGGAGCAGAAUGAAGAAGGGCUUUGGGGCGGGGGCAGACCUUGUAGUAACAAGAGAGUGACGGUGAGCCCUACUUCCUGCAGGAGGGCAUGACUGGCUUGCUGGAUAAUUGCACACGCUGUCAGGGAAAUGGACCUUACUCCUUGGGGAGAAACUGUGCCUGGUCCCUGGGAUAAAGAAGGUCGUUUGGCCAGGAGACCUGAUCUGUGGGAGCAGAGGGGGAAGGGAACUUUGGGUGAGACCGAGGCCAUUGGAGGCCCUCUGAUGUUCCCUGAUACUAAGACAACACUUCCUAUUGAAUCUUAAUCUCAGGCUUUCCAUCACAGUGGACUCUGAUAUCUAGACAUCAAUUUCAACCUGGGACUGAGACUUUUAAGGAGUAGGACAGGUGCUUCUCUAGGAAGUGAAAUUGUCACGUGAACAAGAGGGGGAGUUGGUCUUCAAAACCAAAAUGUAUCAACGGUCAUUGAUGGUCACUCAGUUGAUCCCAAGGGAAUCCUUAGGUAGCCAAGGGGUAGAAGGAAAGGCUGACGUCCUCCAGCACCAUGGAAUCUGGCAAUGGACUGUGGAUAGAAGCAGCCACCCCCACCUGCAGGUUGGAUAUGCAGACUUUGGCUUCAGCCUGUAGCAAGAAGGCCUUGGUAACUACAUUAAGCUGGUGGGGGUAUCAUGACCCGAGGCAGAGCAGACAGCGGGAUAUGAAGGCUCAGAGUCUGUAAGAGACUCCGUUUCCAGGAGAGCCCAGUGCAUGGUCAGCAAUUGCUGCUUUCAUGGUCUAUAACCCAGGGCCAAGGAGGGCCAUUUCUUGCAUUGGGAGUCCAUGGACGAUUCCAGUGACUCCAGGAAGCUGGAGAGGUAGUUGCUAAAGCCUUUUUACUUAGGGCACUAACGGGUGAUUUUUUUUUUUUUUUUAAGAUUUUAUUUAUGUAUUUGAGAGACAGUUGGAGCUGGAGGAGGAGGUCAAAGGGAGUGGGAGAAGAAGCAGGCUCCCCACUGAACAGGGAGUUCCCUGCCAGGCUGGAUCUCAGGACCCUGAGAUCAUGACUUGAGCCAAAGGCCGACGCUUCACCAACUGAGCCAGCCAGUCGCCCCCUCACAGUUGUUUUGGACAGAUCCUAGAGCCUUUUGUUGAGGGGAGCCCCACCCAGCGUGGGCUCAGUGACAAGUAGCAGCCUAAAUGGGCUUAUGUAAAAUUUAUAAACAAGGAAUAUGUUGCCUCUAGAACCAAAAAAAAAAAAAAAAAAAUACUGACAGAAUUUGGACUUGUAUGUCCUUCCUUGUUUGUAAGGAUUUUAUUUGGUUACUUGAAAGAGCACGAGAGUGAGAGCACAAGGGGCUGGUAGGGGCAGAGGGAGAGGGAGAAGCAGGCUUCCCAGUGAGCAGGGAGCCUGAUGCGCGGCUUGUUCCCAGGACCCUGGGUUCAUGACCUGAGCCGAAGGCAGACGCUUAAUGGACUGAGCCACUCAGUCGCCCCUGCACCUGCAUGUCCUUAACAAGUGUGUCAAACAAAUGUCCUCACAGUAGGUAGUCGUAAAUGUGAUGUCAUACCUAUGUCCCUGGAGAAGGACGGGUGCAGUAAGAUCCUGCCCACAAAGAUGUCUGUGAUAGCAGAGAGGUUUGGGUGCCCUGUGCUUAACAAGGUAAAAUGUGUCCCCUUCAAAGUCAAGGCACAUUUGACCGAGAGGAUGUUGAAAUACGCAUGGAACAGAACAUAUUGGCCAAAUCUAUAUUAGCAAAAUAUUCCCCAUCCUUAAAUUUGUUGGGCUCCCUUGUGUUUUUUUUUAAAGAUUUUAUUUCUUUAUUUUAAAGAGAGAGACACCUAGUGCACGAGCCCAGUUGGGGCGGGGGGGGGCGGAGGGAAGGGCCGAGUGAGCGAUUCCCAAGCUGACUCCACCCUGAGCACGGAGCCUAACAUGGAGCUGGAUCCUAUGAACCUGAGACCAUGACUUGAGAAGAAAGCGUAGCCCACUGAGCCACCCAGGUGGCCCUAGGGGUCUCAGAGGUUUUCAGGGGACCAGGAUUUAUUUUAAUCAGGUAUGAUAAGUUAGGAAGAUAUAGAAGUAACUGUCACAAUGGAAGAAGUUUUGUAGAUUUAGAGGCCCCAAGAAAGGAGGUUCUGAGAGCCUUGCAGGGCCACCUGGGGAAGCACCAGGAUUGGUCAGGAGAAAGAGGGAGUGAAGGGAAAAUGUGGGCAAGACCCUUUAUUGUGGUUUCCAUGGGAAGGGACAGGUGAGGCAGGAUAAGCACGUUUAAGACUGGCUAGUUUGAGUAAUUUCAGGGGGCUCCAGGCCAGAGUGGUGUCUGCAGGAGUCUGUCCCGCCCUUGCGGUGAUCAGGGAGGCCAUAGUGGCCCAGAGCUGCUUAAGAUGAGGUGGUUGGCAGUAAGGGUUCUGUACCGGUUGGUUUGGAUGUGAAAGGUAUGCUCCCAGGCCAGUUGUGGACUUUUUCUAAGAAUUAACUAAGCCUGCCAGGGACAGUCCCUCCAAAGUCAGCAAGUCUGAGAUGUCAAAGCAUUAAAUACAGAAGCUAGAAAAUACGGUUAUUUUACUAGGUACAAGCAUAAUUGGAGCCCUGGUAUCGAAUCCAUGAAGGUUACCCAACUGGUACAUCUUAGCAGACAUUAACGUUAAUUCAGAACCUAUGUUUUAGAGGGCCAAAAGCCAGUUGACCUCAUUUUAUCUUUUGCCAUAUAAAUUAUCUUAGUAAAUUUGGAUUUCUUUUUUUUUUUUUUUUUUUUUUUUUACGGUUUAUUCAUUCAUUUGAGAGAGAGACAGCAAGCAGGUGUGAAAGAGCAGGAACCAGGGGGAGCUGCAGGCAGAGGCAGAGGGAGAAGCCGACUGACUCCCCUCCAAGCAGGGAGCCUCUCAUGGGGCUCAAUCCCAGGUCCCCGGGAUCACGGCUGGAGCCGAAGUCGGACGCCUAAGCAUCCGAACCACCCAGGCGCCCCUGUGAAUUUUGGAUUUCCAGUUGGGUCAAAUUGUGAACCUAUGUCGAAUUAAUUUGGGGGGGUUCCUCUUCCUGUAUCCAGUUUUCUUUCUUCCAUUCCUCCUUUUCUUGGGUUUGUUUGGUCCUGGAUAUAUGCUUGGGUUAGGGAGUGUCUUUUUACCCUGUUCAUCUUUCUCCGUUUUUUCUUCCAGAGAGUCUCCAAUCAGCAUCAUUAGGGUUGGAGCCUCUGUCGUGGCAAUGGUCGUAUGGUUUCAGGUGUCCUGGCGUAAGUCAGGGUGUGAAUUGAUACCCUCACUGUGCCACAGGGGUGCCACGGAUGUUUCCCCCACGACCCUGAGGAUGGCGAUCUUGUGCCAAACAGGUUUAGGCAGUGGGGUGGUAAGUGAAAGAGCACAGGACCCACAGCGCAGACGUUGAUAAAGCCAAAGCAUCUUCUGCUACAGCCCUACCUUCUCUCAGUGUGGACGGCUUCCCCUCCCCCCUUUUCCCACUCUACCGAUUCCCUCAGGAGACUAUUUCAUUUCUAGCCCCAUAAAGUCAUGGGUUUUUGUUUCUGUCUCCAGCUAUUCAGACGUGGUGCACAUGUUCUGGGUGUUUAUGGGGAAAGGGAGCUGGGUGGGUCGGCCCCACAGAUGACUGUCCUCUUCCUGCGGGCAUGCCAGUCCAUCUCCCCAGUGUUGGAGUCCACAGCCAGGAAGGUCAUUUUGUCCAUGGCCAGAGUGGGAGCCUCAAGGCCCUGGAUCCAGAGAUGAGUCCCUGGACGCGCUGGGAAGCAACAACACUAAGAGAAAGCAAGUGUGUGGAGGAGGGGUUUUGCACUGGGAGAGAGGUGGAGCACCAAACGGCCGACCCUCCACUUUUGUGUUUCUCAUCAGCUCCUGGGCCCUGGGCUGCCAUGGAUGUGCGCCUCCAAACCCUGAGGGCUCCGGGGGACACACGGUAACGGGGAGAGGAGCGGCAGCUGGGGAGAUGGGCAAGGCCACUCGCGUUGCCUGACCCACAGUGACUCAGGAGGCAGCCAGGGAGCCAUUCUUACAUCUCCCUGGGGUCGUGGCCCCCUUCCUUUCCACCCACAACACAGAGGGUCAUCCCCAGGACGGUGCGUGGGGUGCGCUCUCCCCACCCGGAUCUGUCUGUCUGCCCCAAGCACUGGCCCAACACCCAGUCGGUGGAACUCAAGCACCCCAGUCAGCAGGUCGUGGGGUUGCCGACCUCAGCGGGGAGCCUUGGAGACCGAUACAGGCCAGAUGGAGGUCACACUGAUGGCACCUCCCUCCUAGGUACAGUCAAGUCGCAUCUGUACUCAACUUGUUGGCAAGGAUGGGACAUUGGUUUGGAAACGGAUGGCGACCUCCAUUGGAGCUAACAGAACACGAGCUAACACACAAGCUGGCCCGCAGUUGCCAGUUCCCUCCCAGAUCGUGAUUGUCCCCUCUGAAGCCAGUUAGGAAGCCAAGGAGCACGUCAAGCUGACCCCGUGUCCUCAGUUAAGGUGGGGCCACCCUGUUUGUGAUGUCACUUGCUUUUAUUCAGCUUCUCCUCAGUUCCCUGACGAGAGAGAGAUUCCUGCUCUAGGCUUGUAGGGAUCCCUUGACACCUGACAGAUGUGACUGGCAGCAGUUGACUAGUCACAUAUUCUCACAGUUCAAGGGAGGAGGAUACCACACACUGUGCAGGGCUGCACAGGAAUUGCACUUGGGAACAGAGGGAACAAGCAGGGGCUUGGAAGGCAAGACUUUGUCCUAACAAGAAGGUGGGGCAAGUCCUGGUUCCCUUGGGAGGGUAUGAGUGGCUUGCUUGAAGAAUUCAGUGGGCUUCUAGGGAACUGAACGCUGCUCCCCCAAAUCAACAGGCACUAUGUCUGGUCCCUGUGAUGAGAAGGGUUUUUGCUUAGGAGACCUUACGUGUGAGGGAGGAGGGAGAGGAGAACUUGCAUUAGGCUGUUUCCGUCCCUCCUUGAUUGUCCCUGGUGUGAAGACAGCCCUUAAUAUGGAAUCUUCAUUUCAGGCCUUAUGCCCCAAGAGGUUAUGAAAAUGUCAGCCUUCUUACAACUACUAAUGGCAUUUCACAGUGAAACAGUAUACAGAAGAAACAUGUAAAAGUUGUACUGCUGUAUGCUAGCAACGAACAUGUGGGCUCCACUAUCAAACAUACGUUCACAAUUACUAGUAAAACUAUACUUAGGGAUCAAUCGAACAAAGCAUGUCCAGCACUCGCAUGCCCACAGCCGUUAGCACUGAUAGAGGAAAUCGGAGAUAUAAAUAAAUGCAGAGAUAUACCAUGUUUGUGAAUUGGAAGCCUAAGCAUAGUGAAGAUGUUCAUUCUGCCCAGAUUGAUAGAUCGAUUUAAUGCAAUUCCUGUCAAAACCCAGUCAGGGUUUGUUUUCUUUUGUAGAUUGAUAGACAAGAUGAUUCUAAAGUGUAUGUGGAUAGACAAAGGAAUGAAGAGUAGUUUCAGAAACAAUUUUGAAAAUAAUAAUAAAGUGGGAACAUGCAGUCUACCCAGUUUCAGAACUUCUGCGAUAGUUUUACUAAGGACGAUUGUGUGGUAUCUGCAGAAGGACAGACACAGAUCAAUAGAACAGAACAAAGAACCCAGAAAGAGUCCCCACAAAUACGCUCAACUGAGUUUUGAAAAGGGAGCCAAAGCACUUCAGUGGGGGGAAAGCUGGCCUUGCGACAGACUACAGCCAUUUCAAGCUUGUGAUGAACACACAGACGCCAGACUCAGAAAACAGCACCAGGAGCGAAGGAAGACGGGGCUUUGACGGCGGUCCCGCCAGGUGGUGACGGGAAAGGAGGGGUAGACGGUGCCCAGGGCUCUGUGGGCGGGGCCAGAGGAGGCACCCAAGGGGCGCGUCCGCGGGCCGAGCGGGCGGGAAGCUGUCCAAUCAGCGUCUGGGCAGAAGCGCCAAUGAGCGGGAAGGUUGUUGGGCGGUUGACGUGAGCGGCGGGUCUGAGCCCCGGCAGCUGAGCGCGGCGGAAGCGAGCCCUCCUUCCCUCUCCGAGGCUGGCUCGUCCCCCCAGCGCCCGGGGACCCGGUUUCGUUGUUCUCGGUGGGGACAGCACCCCGGAACCUCCACGGCCAUGGGCGCUCGUCCGAGGACGGCCUCUUUCAGCUCCUGUUCGUCCUCCUCGACAGACCCAGACGACGAGGGAGUGCGCGGCCCUUGCGAAGAUGCUUCUCCGUGCAGAGAGAGAGACACAGUGAGAGAUGGAACACAAGCAGGCUUCCCGAGGAGCAGGGAGCCCGAAGCGGGGCUCGAACCCAGGACCCUGGGAUCAUGACCUGAGCCAAAGGCAGAGGCUUAACGACUGAGCCACCCGGGUGCCCCCGUCAUUUUAUUUUAUAUUCCUCUUAUUUUGGGGGGUGAAGUUGAAGAUCGUUUUUAUAUGUUUAAGAGCCAUUUAUAUUAUCUUUUACAGUGAACUGUCUGGUCAAGUAAGGAAUUCCUUUCUUGACCUUAGUAAAAUGAUAGUAACACUGUUA
Messenger RNA from Mirounga angustirostris (Northern elephant seal), 22513 nucleotides. RefSeq names its product thyroid receptor-interacting protein 11-like. The record is from RefSeq and is a predicted model, not a curated record. The coding region runs from base 9900 to 14204 and encodes 1434 amino acids. Gene Ontology annotation, molecular function: small GTPase binding. The transcript is spliced from 6 exons. Lineage: Eukaryota; Metazoa; Chordata; Mammalia; Carnivora; Phocidae. Gene Ontology annotation, cellular component: Golgi apparatus. Gene Ontology annotation, biological process: Golgi organization; endoplasmic reticulum to Golgi vesicle-mediated transport.